Synchiropus splendidus (mandarinfish) is the source of this 5248-nucleotide messenger RNA. RefSeq names its product guanine nucleotide binding protein (G protein), alpha 11b (Gq class) (gene gna11b). The transcript has 7 exons. Gene Ontology annotation, molecular function: guanyl nucleotide binding; GTPase activity; G-protein beta/gamma-subunit complex binding. Gene Ontology annotation, biological process: phospholipase C-activating dopamine receptor signaling pathway; adenylate cyclase-modulating G protein-coupled receptor signaling pathway; action potential. Gene Ontology annotation, cellular component: heterotrimeric G-protein complex. NCBI's taxonomy places the organism in Eukaryota, Metazoa, Chordata, Actinopteri, Syngnathiformes, Callionymidae. The record is from RefSeq and is a predicted model, not a curated record. Bases 656 to 1735 code for a protein of 359 amino acids.
GGCUGCUGCCCACCUUCCUCCAGCGACAGCAGCUGCUCGCUUCGGAUCCUUCGCUACCAAAAGUAGAGGGGAUUACAGGCGAUGUUUAUGAUACCUCUGCUGUUCAGGGUCGCGUUAGUGGCUUGAUCGUUCCUCCGUGCAGCAUGUCCAGGAUGUGAUGGGACUGUGUCUGGCUGCGUGUCGCUAGCGAGGCGGACCCAUUCCGUGAACCGGUCCGCUCUUCGAAUCACUGCGGGCGGAGACCGCGCCAGCAGGCGGCUCGGUAAGCGGUCGAACUGAGCGAGCGAUAGAAGAGAGUGUUUAAUGACAGGGAGUUUUCAGGCGUCCGGUUCGAAGAGAUCCCGGAUCUGGAUGUGGCUCCGUGGAGGUUCCGCUCGUUGAUCAGUGAGAGAGGCCCUCGCUGUCUCCCCAAGUCUCCCGUCAUCUGCCGGGUGAAGUCGCACUUCUCCACCGAGGGGGGGACAGCAACUUGACAGCGAGGCCCCGAGCGACUUUCUCCCCUCCCCCUCGCUCCCAGUCCACCCACCCGUCCAAGCCCGACGGACCACCUCCUCCUCCUCGCUUCGACUAGGACGCGAGGCCGGGGGAUUCGGGAGAAGCUCAGCGCGUUGUCGUCCGGGUUCCGUUCGAAGCGGGCUGCCCAGAACCAGCGGGGAUGACUCUGGAGUCCAUGAUGGCGUGCUGCCUGAGCGAGGAGGCGAAGGAGUCGAAACGAAUCAAUGCAGAAAUUGACAAACAACUUCGCCGAGACAAGCGAGACUCCAGGAGGGAGCUGAAAUUGCUGCUUCUCGGUACGGGGGAAAGCGGGAAAAGCACCUUCAUCAAGCAGAUGAGGAUUAUCCACGGAGCUGGCUACUCUGAUGAAGAUAAGAGGGGCUUCAUCAGACUGGUUUACCAGAACAUCUUCACCUCCAUGCAGUCCAUGAUUCGUGCCACUGAGAACCUUAAGAUCCCCUUCAAAUAUGAACAGAACCGGUCAAACGCCAUGCUUGUGAAGGAAGUGGACAUUGAGAAAAUCAAUGGCUUCGAUCAGCCGUACAUCGUAGCUAUCAAAAGCUUGUGGUCUGACCCGGGGAUCCAGGAGGCCUACGACCGCCGCCGGGAGUACCAGCUCUCUGACUCCACUAAAUAUUAUCUUACCGAUCUAGACCGUGUGACAGCUGAGGGCUACGUUCCCACCCAGCAGGAUGUGCUGCGGGUCCGUGUACCCACCACGGGUAUUAUAGAGUACCCGUUUGACCUGGAGAAUGUCAUCUUCAGGAUGGUGGACGUUGGGGGUCAGAGGUCAGAGCGGAGGAAGUGGAUUCACUGUUUUGAGAAUGUCACGUCUAUCAUGUUUCUGGUGGCGCUGAGCGAGUACGACCAGGUCCUGGUGGAGUCCGACAAUGAGAACCGCAUGGAGGAGAGUAAAGCUUUGUUCAGGACUAUCAUCACCUACCCCUGGUUUCAAAACUCCUCGGUCAUCCUCUUCCUCAACAAGAAGGACCUGCUGGAGGAGAAGAUUUCCUACUCGCACCUGGUGGACUAUUUCCCCGAGUUUGACGGUCCCCAGAGGGAUGCUCAGGCUGCGCGGGAGUUCAUCCUCAAGAUGUUUGUGGACUUAAACCCAGACAGUGACAAGAUCAUCUACUCUCACUUCACGUGUGCCACGGACACUGAGAACAUCCGCUUUGUGUUUGCAGCAGUCAAAGAUACAAUCCUACAGCUCAAUCUCAAAGAGUACAACCUGGUGUGAAGGAGCACGCUGCACGCACCAACGCACACCGCUCUUUCUCAAGUGUGCUCAAGUCCUCAUGCAUCACACUCACACACAGCAUCUUUCAUUUCCUCCUCCUCUGGCUUAAAGUUGAUUGACAGAUCGCCUCCCUCCGGUGUCACCGCCCCCUUUCGCUCGGCAGCAUGUCGUCGGCAUCCUUCGCUUCUUCGGCUCUCGUUUCGUUAUCCGCGACCGAAGGGACGCAAGUGCUGGUGCUGAGAGUAGCAAAAGUAAAACGGUUCGCCUGAGAGCGCCACCUGUUGGUGGGGAAAGGGAUCCGUAAAAAGUAGGGUGAGAUGACAGUCACUCAUAGGGAGUGGCAGGUGGACUUUGAUUAUGAAUGUACCCUCUAGUGUUAGCGUCCCAACUGCAAAAAAUCCAUCGAGGAGAUGAACUAAAAAUGUAAACAGGCCACACUCAAACGCCAGAGGGCUGAUGUCAACUGUUUUUUUAUGAUGAGAAAAUUAAUUCAGCCACAAUUAGAAUUUAUUUAAGUGGAUUCAGAGGGUCAAUCUUUCCUCAUUCACCUGAUAGGUCCCCGCCCAGAACACUCGGCUCUGAUUGGUCCGUGAGUGAUGACAUCAUAUCCACGCGUCAGAAUCCACACACCGACGCUGCCGUCCAGUCAGGCGCUCCUCUGAUGGCGGCGCUCACUCAUUAUCAGGACGUGCUUCUGUUUACUUUUUUUACUGUGUAAUCACUUUGUUAAUAUAAAAUAUAUAUAUAUAUAAAUAUAUAACUUGCUAUUGGGUCGUGAGAGGGAGGAAGUGAGCAACCUUUGGCGGCGUCCACACGCCUGCUGAAGCUUGUGUAUAUCAGUUUGUAAAUACAUCUAAACAAGUCACUCCUGUACAGACGCUCUGUGGUACACCAUGUUUGGCAAAAAAAAGAAAAAAAAAAAAGACUUUCAAAGAGAAAAAAAAAGUAAAUUCGCCUUUCCGAUGAUGCGAGGAUUGAAACUGUGACACACUCGAGUGGAAGCCCGGAGCCGAGCGCUGCGGAGUGAAGAGCCAAACACUACUGCAACAGUCAAAAUCACAGUACGAUGAAAAGAUUUUGAUUUUUUUUUUUUCUUUUUUAAUUUAUCUAAUUUAUGGACCAGGUUUGAGGUGUUGAUAAUUUGACUGCUUUUUUUAAAAAACUCCUGUCAUGUCGAAGCACUCCUUUCCUCAUAACUACUUGAGUCUGAACUGCUGUAUAAAACCAACAAAAAAAAAGUAUCGAAUGUCUGGUUGUAGUAAGAAUUUUUAUCUCUGCUUUCUUCUUCUUGAGACAUUUCCAGGUGUAUAUGCCAUGGUCACGCCUCCGUCCACCACAGUGUUGUUUCUUUAGGAGCCCUCACCUUUGGUUUAUUUCAAUACUUCCUCUGGGUUUAUAGACGUGGCGACAGUGCUGUAAUCCAUAGGAACAUGUAGGUGGAUAUUUUUGAUAAGUGAUUGAGGACCGUCGCGGUCCACGCUUGCUUUUGUGACUUCACUUUUCUGUUCCCAUCAUUUUCUCUUUCUUUGCGGCUUGCUUAUAUACCAGUGAAGUGCAGAUAUUUACAGGCAACCUAUCAUCCUCAUUAAGGGCUAUCAGUGCAUCAGACGUUUGGGGGUGCAGCUCGCACCCUGCUACUUUUGUAAAUGGAGAUUACUUGUGUGUGUUUAAGAAGUUUAGGCCGGGCGUUAAUGCAAAAAUUUUUAAGAGUUUAUCGACACUAAGCAGUUUUACUUUAUAUAUCCGACCAGUCUGCUGCUUUUUGUUGGGGUGUUCAUGAUGGGUUCCACUGAGCUGUGGCGAUGCUUCAUGCAGUAUUGAACCGGUAUUGCAUGCCCCCUCCCCCCCUCGCUGAGAGCGUCCGUCUGAGCUGGACUUUUCUACCUUGGUGGCAGCUUCCCCACAUGGGUUUUUCAGAGCUUCGCUGUGUCGUCCAUAUCACUCCUGUGGUGCCGUUCAUUUCCUCGUCCCAUGGCUUGUUUUUGUUUGAAAAACUUGUGGAGGUCCUCCUCAUCCCUCGCGGAGUGGCGGUGAAGGUAGCUGGGAGCCGAAAUUCUCAGCAAUGGUCCAGGUCUUUGUUCCUUUGUUUGAGGGCACCAUGUCAAUAGGGAUUUUACGUUGAUAUUUUGGUGAGGUUAAUGGUGUUUUUAAGGAUAUUUAAUAGCAGUGUUGGGUCAGAGCAGCUCAGUUCAGUAUUUGCCCCUGUUACCGGCCCUUAGAGAAGCCAACCAAAGUUGUCUUCCUGGGACCCCGGAAUUUUAUACCUGAAAGCUGCCUGAAGGUAGAAAGGUUUGAUACGGGAGCACGAGAUCUUACAACAGUAACCGCGUGCCGAGGAAGCAACUGCUGUGAUAAAGCCGCCAGUAGAAAUGGACGACCCCGGACGGACCCUCAAGUGUUCCUCGAAAUGAUCCACGUCGUGCUUUGCAAUCACGUUUGAAACUUGACUCCGGCGCACGGCCGAGGGCUGACCUGGUCCUCGUUCGCUGUUGUUGCACAGUGUGUUUUUGGCACAUCUUAUCUCCACAUAUAUGAGCUGGAAAGCAACACUUAAGUCUCCCUUUCUUCCCCAGCGGGUUUUAUUUUUUCACUCCGACACACGUUAUUUAUUGCCUUCUUACUAAUGAGCGCUUGUGUUAGGCGUGGUCACAACUGUGUUCUGUGCUUUCCAGUGAGUUUGUGGGACUCUUGGCUUCUCUUUUGGACAUAAAGUUUGUGCAUAUUGAAAUCUUCAAGCAUGUUCCCUUCUCUUUUUUCUGUUUCGUUUUCCUUGCUCUGUAUGAUAAGACAUUACCAGAACACUAUUAUUUAGGACCACUUGAUUUCUUUGUUUCUCACUCCAAUGAAACCUGAAGGUCAGUUGUGAAGUGUUGUAUAAAAAUGCUGUUUUCUCUCCAGUUUCUUUGUAAACCAAAUGUAAAUUGUGUAUUAUACUGAGUGUGCCAACCCCACUCACUUUAGAGCCUGGCUCUCUCUUAAGUGCCAACGUUGUGGUCGUCGUCGAAGGUCCGCCGCCUGAGAUGAUCCUUUUUAAAUGAAUCACACCAGAGACUAAAAAAAUGAUUAAGUACACAAAGGCUUUAGACUUUAUUCUCUAUUUAAGGUUGACAAUUUAAAGGAUAAUCUGCUGUUUUGGUUUUUUUUUUUUUAAGGAACUGUAAUUAUUAUUGCAUGUGCUGUUUAUUUUGUGUUCUACGUGAGGGCUCGGAUGUUUUCAUGGAUGAAGGGGUUCAAUCAGUCGGUUCUUGUUGAUUACUGAUUUACAUAACUCUUGCCAUAUUUUUUAUGUGUUUUUCAUGUAUUUGUUUAAACCACUGUUGCCUGAUCCUCAUUCAAACAUGACUUACGAUCAUUGCCGCCUUCUAAGAGAGAAACAUAAUGACAAGGUAUCUGUUUUAAAUUGAAAUAAAAUUUGUUCCUAUACUUGCUGACAGUGUGUCGCGUGGGUCUAUAGUGCCGACCUGGUGGAGCGUCGGGAUGUUCACAAACAGGAAUACUGCACGUGCAUAUGUG